Molecule: messenger RNA, 1833 nt
Organism: Megalopta genalis
Lineage: Eukaryota; Metazoa; Arthropoda; Insecta; Hymenoptera; Halictidae
Product: threonylcarbamoyladenosine tRNA methylthiotransferase
Biological process (GO): tRNA methylthiolation
Cellular component (GO): endoplasmic reticulum
Molecular function (GO): tRNA (N(6)-L-threonylcarbamoyladenosine(37)-C(2))-methylthiotransferase activity; 4 iron, 4 sulfur cluster binding
Source: RefSeq, a predicted model, not a curated record
UAGAUGGCGCCGUCAUCGCGAUAAUUUUCUCAAUUGUAUUUUCACAUGUUGACGAGAUGCUGUAGAACAUAACCUAACUUAGACUAUGAUGACCAGAGUCUUAUGAAUCUCAAGCCUAACCUAAAAACAACUUAUGUAAUUAAAACUCUGAAAAGAUGCCUGCCCCAUGCGAAGAUAUUGUCGGAGACAUAGAGGAUCUAAUAUCCUCGCAGGACAUUACACCAAAAGACCGUUAUAGCUCGAGAAAGACAAUAACAGUCCGUUCAAAAAAAAAACAAUCCGUUGAAGAACUACCACAACCUCUAAUAUUGAACAGUGUUGUACCAGGAACACAGACAAUCUACAUAAAAACUUGGGGAUGCACUCACAAUAGCUCUGACAGCGAGUACAUAGCUGGUCAACUAUCUGCUUAUGGUUACAAGUUAACAGAGAACAAAAAUAUAGCUGACUUAUGGCUGCUAAACUCGUGUACUGUAAAAUCUCCUGCGGAGGAUCACUUCAGGAACGAGAUAGAAGCAGGCAGAAAACUUGGGAAGCACGUUGUUGUAGCCGGAUGCGUGCCACAGGGAGCCCCGAAAUCGUCCUUCCUUCAAGGUUUGAGCAUGAUCGGUGUACAGCAGAUCGACAGAGUAGUAGAAGUUGUUGAAGAAACUUUAAAAGGCAACACAGUUCGGUUUCUGCAACAGAAGAAGGAGUCUGGCAAAAAGAAGGGUGGUGCCUCACUAAGUUUGCCUAAAGUGCGCAGGAAUCCAUUGAUAGAAAUCAUAGCAAUCAACACGGGAUGCCUAAAUCAGUGCACUUAUUGCAAAACAAAGCAUGCAAGAGGUGAACUGGGAAGUUAUCCACCAGAGGAAAUUGUUGAGAGAGCGAAACAAGCUUUUGAAGAAGGGGUCUGCGAGCUGUGGUUGACUUCUGAGGACACAGGGACCUACGGUAGAGACAUUGGCACCAGCUUGCCAGAAUUAUUAUGGAAACUUGUCGAAGUUGUACCUGAUGGGUGCAUGAUUCGCGUCGGAAUGACAAAUCCACCAUAUAUAAUGGAACAUUUAGAGGAAAUGAGCAAAAUUCUGAGUCAUCCAAAGGUGUACAGUUUUUUGCAUAUCCCGGUGCAAUCUGGCAGCGAUCAAGUGUUGUCCGAUAUGAAAAGAGAGUACACAAAGGAUGACUUUGAGCAUGUCGUCAAUUUUCUUAGGAAACGUGUUCCAGGUUUAACAAUUGCUACUGAUAUCAUUUGUGGUUUUCCCACAGAGACAGAGGAAGAUUUUGAGGAAACAAUGAAGCUCUGUGAACAGUAUAAAUUCCCAAGUUUAUUUAUCAACCAGUUUUUCCCCAGACCUGGCACUCCAGCUGCCAGGAUGCCAAACGUUCCAACACAGCAAGUGAAAAAGAGAACGAAAAGGCUGUCCGAAUUUUUCCAGUCGUAUUCUCCUUAUGACAAUAGGGUAGGACUGGUCCAAGACAUCCUGGUUACCGAGCUAUCACACGAUAAGAAGCACUAUGUUGGACAUAAUAAAUUUUACGAACAGAUUUUGGUGCCUUUGAGGGAGGAAUUUUUUGGAAAAAUGGUCAAAGUGAAAAUUGUAGAAACGACAAAGUAUUCUAUGAAAGGGGAGCCUAUAAGUGAAGGGAAAUCUCCAUCCUUGAGACAAUUUUCACCUUUGAAAACUGUUUCUGAAGUCCCUUUGGAGAUGAAACCAUCAAGACUUAGGAUCAUUGCAGUGCUAGUGAUUUUUCUCGCUGUGAUCUUGAGGAUUUUAUGGAAGUUUAUGAUGGUUUGAUUAAUGUAACACAAGUUGCAAAUAAAUACAACAUUUUUCUAUUCAGAAAAAAUUA